Messenger RNA from Aspergillus pseudoviridinutans, 1269 nucleotides. RefSeq names its product zinc-binding alcohol dehydrogenase family protein. NCBI's taxonomy places the organism in Eukaryota, Fungi, Ascomycota, Eurotiomycetes, Eurotiales, Aspergillaceae. The coding region runs from base 1 to 1269 and encodes 422 amino acids. The record is from RefSeq and is a predicted model, not a curated record. The transcript has 4 exons. Gene Ontology annotation, molecular function: oxidoreductase activity, acting on NAD(P)H.
AUGACUACAGUAUCUACUUAUGUCCAAGCCAGUCGCCUGGAAGAACCGCUCUUCCAUCGCCAUUUGUCUGCGGGAAAAGCACCAGGGCCUACCGUCACCCCCCGAUUCGACGUCGCAUCAGCCACCAAACAGCAAAAGAAGACAAGACAGAGCGCCCUGUUAUUGAAGGGUGUAGGGGAGCAAUAUACCCUUGUGGCAGAUCAUGACAUCCCUAUAGUUGCCCACAAAGAUGAGAUCUUAGUCAAGAUCAUCGCCAUUGGGUUGAAUCCCAUCGAUUGGAAAGGGCCUGCAUACAACUUCGGAAUCCCAGCCCUCCCAUGGAUCAACGGCCGUGACCUAGCUGGCGAGGUCAUCCAGGUGUCCGACGGCUGUUCCCGUCUUCGAGUCGGUGAUAUCGUUCUGGUUCCGUCCACGGAUUAUCGGGAUAUUCGCAAGGCUGCCUUUCAGGAAUAUGCCGUAGCAACGCAUUUCAACGCUGCUCGAAUUCCGCCGACGGGUAAUGUACAUGCCUCUGCGUCCUUGGGGGUAGCGUUUAUUGCAGCUGCUCUGGCACUGGGGGUCUCAUUUGGGUUAGAAUUUGGUCGCAUUCAAAGAUGUCCUGGACCAAAUCUUCCUAAAGUCAUGUUGCAGAUCGACCGCAAUGAACUGCCGCGAGAUAUCAGGGACGAGUGCUUUCAAUCAUCGAAAGCGGAACGAAUAGCGCCAGGAAAUUGGCUUGCAAUCUGGGGAGCAUCCACGACGACGGGAUAUAUCACUCUACAGCUUGCCAAACUAGCGGGUUUGAGAGUCAUUUGCGUGGCUGAUGUAGCUCGACAUGGGGCCAGACUUGUCGAUGCGGGAGCAGACCUACUCGUCGAUCGCCACGAUACCGCAAGGGCUGUAGAGAUCAUCCGCGGCGUAACGAGGGGAAAGCUGCGAUAUGCUAUUGAUAUCGUGGGAAGAGAUACAGCAACUCUGCUGCAGCAGACACUUGAUGCUUCCGUGCACGAUGAUGGCUCGCAUGCGCAUCUGCUGGGGCUGACUGGGCUGCCCAAAGAGAGGGACAGCAGGAUCAUCUACCAUACCGUUCCAAUUAAAUUGUUCCAUAGCUCUCCUGCAGUGGGUGAGACUAUGGUGACUUGGCUUGAGGAGCUGCUACAAACAGAGACGAUUCGAUUGCCAGAGAUUAUACUGGCAGACGGUGGGCUGGAGGGUAUCAACGCCUCGUUGGAGCUCUUGAGACAGGGCAAGGCGUCAGGCAAGAGAAUUGUCAUGAAUCUAGGACGGUAG